AAAUGCAAUCGUGUAUAGUUGAAUAACACGCAUGUGGCGUUUGGUCGCGUUUUUUGUCGGAAACAAAAGAAGAAAAUAUACUGGGAGCAAAACACGCAGCGGUUGAGCUUUUUAAUAUUUUGCAAAUUCACCGAACCGGGUCCUAAUUGUCGAUACUGAAAACUCAGUGCUUUGUUUAAUGGGAGUUUCCGCGGAGGAGUGAUAUUUAAUGAAACGCCGCAAAAUUUUUGGCGAGAGAAAAUUUUGAUAAAACCAGAAUUAAGUUUCAAUACAUUCUGUAUUGUACAGGCAUAUAAAUGCUGAAGGUCCCUUCUACGGCAAACAAUUUUAAUAUUAACCAAAAUUGAGAAAAGCUUUUAUGUUACUAUAAUUGAAUAUAUUUCAAAAAUCUGUGUGUAAAUUUCAAUUCCGCCACAACUAUAUCGCAUCCAUGCCAGUUUCAAUUGCGUGUGAUCCAGUGCCUAAUGUUAGCGCAGUUUUGCGGGAAUCUCUUGGCAAUGGGUAUUCUAGCAACGGCCGGGGUAUUUGUAAAUCUGGAGGUGUGGGAGACAACUACAUUAACGAUAACGAUGGUUGCUUGCACACAAAAUUAGCUGUGGCAGCAAAACGUGUGCUACUGUCGAAAAUAGAAUACGAGGAAGUUACCAACUAUGGUCAAUCUGUAUUAGGCGCACUAAAAUCAAAAUAUGAUGUUCUAAAAGCUACUGCAGCUAAUAAAACUUUAAGUUAUGAUUACCUUUCACUUGCGAAAUGUACAACAAAUACAGAUAAAAAUGACUCUGGUGGAAAUUUGGGUCUUUCGAAUAAUGUUUGCAAUGCCAGUGCAUCAACUUCUAAGCGGCACAAUCCAAACGAGCUUCCACAACCAAAGCGAGUGCUGUACCAACGAGAAAAUGUAAUAAUUGGAUGGAAAAAUUCAGUACGAAAAUGGCAAGUUGGAGUUGGUAUGAUGAACGUUGGUAAUACGUGCUACUUGAACUCGACAUUACAAGCACUCUUUCACGUACCUUCAAUGGCGAAUUGGCUAAUGUCUGAAGGUAAACAUGUGGAAGAGUGUGAAUCGCCGGAUAAUUGUAUAAUUUGUGCAAUGAUUAAAACAUUAGACGCGUCACAAAGCAAUCAGUCAGCAAUUCGACCAUAUCUAGUUUACUCCAAACUAAAAUUUAUUUGUAAACAUCUACUUAUGGGUCGACAAGAGGACGCUCAUGAAUUUCUUAGAUAUUUGGUUGAAGCAAUGGAGAAGUCUUACCUCACGCGCUAUCGUAACUACAAAGAGUUAGAUCAGUAUAGUAAGGAAACCACACCGCUUAAUCAAAUCCUUGGUGGCUAUUUAAAAUCAGCAGUCAGGUGUUUGGCGUGUGGACAUGUAUCAGUAACUUUUCAGCAUUUCCAAGAUUUACUAUUAGAUAUUAGAAAAGCAGAUACAGUUGAAGAGGCUUUAGAAGGUUAUUUUUCAAGAGAACGACUCGAAGACAUGGGAUACAAAUGCGAAUCGUGCAAAAAGAAGGUCUCUGCAACUAAACAGUUUUCAUUAGAGCGCGCUCCGAUUGUGCUCUGUAUACAGCUAAAGCGCUUUUCUGUAAUGGGGACCAAACUAAACAAACAAAUCACAAUCAAACCUCGAAUCGACUUAUCCAAAUUUGCUACUCGGAAAGACACCGGCGAACAGUUAACGUAUAAAUUAGUUGCGAUGGUAACCCAUUUGGGGGCUUCCCAACAUUGCGGGCAUUAUACUGCUAUAGGCUUGACCGAAUCCGGUUCGUAUUAUAAUUACGAUGAUAGUUACGUACGCCCUGUAUCUGUACAGAACGUUUGCAAUACCAACGCUUAUAUUAUCUUUUAUGAAAUUGAGAAGUCCCAACGAUCGAUUAGUAGUACUGAAUUAAGCAUCACUGACGCUGUAAAAGAAAAUACUAUAAAACAAAACGGAUAUAUGAAAACGGAGAAUGCUUACCCAAAUGAGAUAAGUAGUUCAAGUAACUCGCAACAUAGGCUGGAUAGUAAUAUACUAAUAUCAUCGCAUUACAUCAACAAACCGUCCACGAGUAAUGGUUCCAUAUCUAAUAAAUUCUGUUCGAACCGUCAGAUACAUUUUAAAAACCAAAAUAAUAGUACACCAUUAAAAUCGAAUGCUAUAUCAUCAACAACUAAAUUAGCAUUAAAUCAGGAAAAUAGAAAUAAUAUUCAAACUUCAGUUGAAAGGGACAAUGAUAAAAAAUUUGAUCACACAAACAACGGAUUUAGAGAAACAUCGAACAAAUUAAACCCAUCUACUAAUGAAAAUCAAGUAUCUUCUUCUAUCGAAGCAAAACGUAACAAGUGUGCAGAAUUUAUGCCGUUGCACAAAGCAAGUGCAACUCUUCCUAGUAUGCCAACUCUGUCCGACACUCAAAAUCAAAGUGUGAUUCAACCUGCCAAGCACUCUUCACCGCCAACAGUCAAUCCUUUGAAGAGUCUUGUACCGUAUGAAUCUGAAACUGAUGAAGAAUCGACGGUAUCAGAAAUAAAAGACACAGAAGAGACUAAUAAGAAAAAGAAAGAAUUAAAAAAUGCUGUCAAACGUCCCUUAGAUACCCCCAUACGAAAUUGCAUUUCAGAAAAUGCCAGUAAAGCUAAGAAACUUGCUAUUAUGGGUGAAGAAGACUGUAGCUCCAUUAAUGGUUCUAAGCAAUCGACUACUUACAAAAAUGAUUUUACCAAUGAAAUAUUCACUUCAAGCUCUACCGAGCCAACUAAAAGCAAAUUACAAAAAUUUGGAAAUAGCCAAGAAAUAUUCAACACGAACAAGUUGGACGAAUCAAAUUUGAAUCGAUCAAAGAUUAAGCAUAAAGUUGAUAUUAUCGAUGGGAUUUUCAAUCAGAACAAAUAUGAUGAUAAUAAUGCAGAUAAAGGUCCAAAUGAAAAUUUUAUAAGUACGUCACAUAAUGAAGAAGAAUGUGAUGACUAUUUAGCUUCAGUAAGUGUGUCUCGACCACCUUUCAUACGCUCACAUUCUACCCCGCCAUCACCGCCAGUUAUCAAGACCAAGACAGGAUUGUGGCAAGUUACCACAUUGCAGCCGGUGACGGCGUGUAUCAGUCCGCCAGAGAAAAUGGCCAAAAAUCCCAAGAAUCCUUUCGCCAAAAAAUCAGUAGAUACAUUUAAUAAACGCCCAAAAUCUAACGCGGAAGGGAAAUCUAAUAAGGCAAGUUUUACAGGCAAUGGGUAUAGAUGCAACAAUACAAAUGAUAAUUCUGUAUCAAGUUUAAUGAAGCAAUCCCAUCGCGGUUACGGUGUCCCCGUACUUUCUUGGAAGGGAGAGCAAACAAAAUUAUCAAAAGAGGUUGCAUCUGAUGCUCAUCAACAACGGCAGCACGACUGGCAAGAAGAUGAAGAUGCCGAAAUAGAUCGUGGACGACAGAAAAAAGUUAAAAGCAAAGAAACAUCUUCUCAAUCAGACAGCCGAAUCCCGGGCUAUAAUCCAUUUCAGGAAAUAGACAAUCAACGGCAAUGGAGAGUUGGUGGUGGGUCUAAUAGGCCUUAUAGCGGAUAUGUGCGUCAUCAAUUUCAACGAAACAAAUUUAAAUUUCAACGCUUCAACCCAAAAUUCCAGCGAAUGACUGCAGUUUCGUAUAUGCGGAACAACCACAGAUUAAAUAAUGGUUAUGUCCGUCGGAAUUCAUAACAUUGCAAUAAAAGCAUAUACCUAACUAUAAAUAUUCAUUAUUUUUCCAUAUAACUUAAGUGGCUGCACGAGUAAAAUAGUUAAAUAGAUACAUAAGCUGAAAUUAUCUAUUGACAGAGACGCAGUAAAACAUAUUUAUUAAGUAAACAUAAGGAACCAACAAGGCACACAGUGCAGAGUAUAUAAUACAUGUAUAGUAUAAGUAUGAAUGUAUGUAAUAGUGUAAGGAAAAAUUGCAUUAAUUACUUAAAGCGUAAUAAUUGUGUUCUGAUUUCGUAAAAUUAUUGCAUACUAGAAUACUGUAACACCAUUUCGGAUUCCCAUCAAUAGUUUUGCUUCAUGUUGAACAGUAGUAGUAAUUUACAUCUAAUAACCGAAGUUUGCAAGUUUCACCUGAACUGGUGAAAGAAAGACUUUAAAUAAAUGUACUUGUACCAUAGAUCAAUAAAAUACUUUUUUAAGGUUUCGAUUAAAUUAAAAACUCAAAUAAUAUUGAAUAAAUAUACUUUGUAAAAGUAA
Messenger RNA from Anastrepha obliqua, 4183 nucleotides. RefSeq names its product ubiquitin carboxyl-terminal hydrolase 36 (gene scny). Gene Ontology annotation, biological process: protein deubiquitination; regulation of apoptotic process. Bases 431 to 3664 code for a protein of 1077 amino acids. The record is from RefSeq and is a predicted model, not a curated record. Lineage: Eukaryota; Metazoa; Arthropoda; Insecta; Diptera; Tephritidae. Gene Ontology annotation, cellular component: cytosol; nucleus. The transcript has 4 exons. Gene Ontology annotation, molecular function: cysteine-type endopeptidase activity; cysteine-type deubiquitinase activity.